CGAGCUUACGGCUCUCAAUCGGUCGCUCUAAGAGCAUGCGCUCUUCUAACAGCAGCGUACGUUACAUGAGUAUUAUCUGGCCGCGCUCUCCUACCGGUCGCAAAGAGGAAAUUCCCCCGGUACCUCCCGUGCCUGUAAAGCCCACUUCUCUCGUCUUACCGUCUCCCGCCUCGCAACUGCCAACUUCGCCAGACAGUCGUGGGAUAUCAUCUGUUUCAACCUCAUACGCUCAGGCCAAACGCGAAGUGUAUGAGAUGCUCGGUCUGGAACUAACUCCGACACCUCGCGUAUUACGCCGUGCUCAGUCCAUGUCCUCACUGCAGACACUCUCAGCAGCACUGUCUAGUGCUUUCACAGGUCCGCCGACAGAAUCACCGGCUGCGUCGAGUGUCGGCCCGUUACCCUCACCUUUGAUAAAAUCGUGGAAUAUCGACUUCAAGGGACGUCCCAGGCGGUCAUUUUCGGUGAACGGGCCUUUCUUCAUGUUUCCUCAAUUUCUGCAGAAUGUGUCGGAGGACACCGUAUUUGAGGACGAGUCAGUUAUAGAAGAUUAAGACGCCAGGAACAAUCCGUCCCCACAGCAGGACUGAAUGAAUACUCUUUUAGAACAUAGUUAUCAACAGAUCACUCGCUCAUCGCUGCAAUCUCUUUCCCCUCG
This is a messenger RNA of Dacryopinax primogenitus, 658 nucleotides long. RefSeq lists its product as uncharacterized. The record is from RefSeq and is a predicted model, not a curated record. The transcript has 2 exons. Bases 36 to 554 code for a protein of 172 amino acids. NCBI's taxonomy places the organism in Eukaryota, Fungi, Basidiomycota, Dacrymycetes, Dacrymycetales, Dacrymycetaceae.